This is a messenger RNA of Candidula unifasciata, 882 nucleotides long. The record is from the annotation of a GenBank genome assembly. Lineage: Eukaryota; Metazoa; Mollusca; Gastropoda; Stylommatophora; Geomitridae.
AUGAGCAUCGAAUCAGGAAAACAUGCACAAAAGUUUGAAAGUGCAAUAUUGUUCAUUCAGAAAGAACAUGCCAAUACACUGAAAGAUUUGCAUGAAGAAAUUUGUCGUCUGCAAAAACAGUGCUCGGAAUUGACAUUUCAGCUAACUAUGAGAGAUGUUCUUACUGAAAAGCCAGACCUUGAAAAAUCCAGUACAGUAAUCGACAUACUGGAGAGAGAGUUAGACCAUCGAGAUAAACACAUCAAACAGUUGGAGGGAAAAGUUCAGUCUUAUAAAAAACUCAGUCUGGAUGAGAACCGAAAACAUGUGCAGACAGUGAACAUGCUGUGUGCUGAACUGAAGUCAAAAACUAGUCAAAUUACUUACCUUACUUCAGAAGUGCAUCGAUUUCAGUGUUUAAACAAGAAGUCAGUUAACGAAGAAACAGAUUUUAAACAAGAGAGAAUUCCUGUUGACUCAGGCAUCUCAGCUGAAGCUAAAUACCUCUAUUCAGACUCUACAUACUUAGCAAACAGAUUUCAGUCUACUCUUCAUUUUAUCCCGAAACCACCAAGUGAUGACAUUCUUUACCCUAUCUCAGAUACAUCAAAGUCCACAAGAUCUGGGCACCGAAGAUCGAUCAUACAUUUAGAACAUUCUAGAAAACAACCUGGAACACACAAUACUUCCAGUUCUAGCUUGCUUUUAGAGAAACAGCUAAGGCCACAUCAUCUUUGUUCAGAUUCCAUCGGUGAUUCAAAAGCACAAGAUGCUACACCAUUUCUACAACAUUCCGAGAAUGUGAUUCAGAUGGUUGAUGUCAAACAGGUGCCAGUUCUGCCACCCAUCUCUGCCAGUUCCUCAAACUAUGCUGCUGCAAAAUGCAUAACACCUCCAUCUUAA